AUGAGAAUGAAAGAAAGUUUUCUUUUCUUUUCUUUUCUUUUAACCCAUUGCAAAAGCGAUAAUAAACCCGGCGUUUAUUUCUGCCUCACCCAUGAUAGACUCUCUCUCUCUCUCUCUCUCUCUCCUAUUCCUUCUUUCUUUCUUUCUCUUUCUCUCUCUCCUAUUCGUUCUUUCUUUCUCUCUCUCUCCCCUAUUCCUUCUUCCUUCUUUCUUUCUCUCUCUCCUAUUCCUUCUUUCUUUCCCUCUCUCUCUCCCUCUCUUCUAUUCAUUCUUUCUUUCUCUUUUUUUCACGUAAACGCAAGUACGAAAUUGUCUAUCGAUCUGUUUAACCCCAUUAUUUAUUUAUUUAUCUAUCUAUCUAUCUAUCUAUCUAUCUAUCUGACUGUCUAUCUGACUGUCUAUCUAUCUACAGUGCGUCCUCGCCUUUGUCUUUCUGUCUUUUCUUCUCCUCUGUACUCUUUUUCUUUUUUCGUUACCUCUUCAUUCUCACUUUCUUCUUCUAAUUCCUUUCCCUCUACUUCUACUCUUCCUCCUCCUCCUCUAUUUCCCGUGUCUUUUCUUUUUUUUAUUCUCACUCCCAUUUUUUACUUUUCUUUUUCAUUUCAGCUUCAUUCUACAUUAUACUCAACUCUUCCUUUUCUUUUUUCUUUUUUCUUCAGAUUCCUUCUGUUUUUCCUUCUUCUUUUUUUCUUUCUCUUCUUUACGUCACCCUUUUAUUCUCCUUCACAAAUAAUCCCUUCAAGACGAGCUACGAGUAGUUUGUCCGUCUUCGAUUCCCAUACACACGUAUUUGAUGAAAUACAAAGCAUGCGACGUCGUUCCAAAACACACUGUCAUUCACAUUCCGAAUGGAUUGAUGACACACAAAUCAUUUGUAAGGAAACGACUAGAUCUGACCAGGAAUGA
Molecule: messenger RNA, 906 nt
Organism: Acanthosepion pharaonis
Lineage: Eukaryota; Metazoa; Mollusca; Cephalopoda; Sepiida; Sepiidae
Source: the annotation of a GenBank genome assembly